GCGCAUGCGCACCAGCCGCACACGUUGUUUUGGAUUUGGAGUGGGUUUGUCAAAAGUAGCAAGUCGAUAGUCAUGUUUAAAUAGGUUCACCACGUUGUUCACGUUAUUUAUAGUCGCGGUGUUUCUCGUGUAGGUCUCUGCUUGGACUGUUACUAGCUGUUAUUAGCUGUUGCUCAACCCAGGCGAUAGGAAGAGGUAAAGUUUAAAAGCUAACUAGCCGGCUAGCCUAGCCCCCUGACCAAGUGGCAGCAUGGCAGCUGUACUGGAGCUGAUUGCUGGGAGCUACGAGCAGAUCGCCUUUGGUUACCGAGUGAAAACGGAUGAGAAGGAGUGGACAGCCACGGCAGACUUCACACAUCACGCCCACACUGCAUCCAUAUCAGCUGCUGCAGCCAGUGAGAGGUUUGUUGUCACAGGAAGCAAAGAUGAGACCAUACAGCUUUAUGACAUGAAGAAGAGGACUGAACACGGAGCUCUGCUGCAUCAUGACGGUACCAUCACCUGCCUGGAGUUUUAUGGGGCGUCUCAUUUACUGAGCGGAGGAGAAGAUGGACUCAUAUGUGUGUGGAGCACAAAGAAGUGGGAAUGUCUCAAAUCCAUCAAAGCUCACCAUGGUCAUGUCACAUCGCUGUCCGUCCAUCCGUCUGGAAAACUUGCACUUUCAGUUGGGACAGAUAAGACUCUCAGAACAUGGAAUCUGACUAACGGACGAUCGGCCUUCAUCAAAAACAUAAAACAGAAUGCACACAUUGUCAGAUGGUCUCCAGAUGGAGAUAAAUAUGUGACCGUGGUGAAUGACACAGUGAGCAUCUACGACCUGGAGACAGCCUCUGUGACAGGAACAGUCAAAAACCCCAAGAGGAUCUCAUCUGUUAAGUUCUUAAAUAACUCCAUUCUGGCCGUCGCAGGGGACGAUGAAAUUGUGAGGUUAUGUGACGUAGGAAAAGAGACAUGGGUGUGUGAGUUUAAGGCUCAUGAAACCAGAGUGAAAGCAGUUGACAGUUUCAUGAUGGAGGAUUACUGCGUGCUGGUGACGGCUUCAAACGACGGAUUCAUCAAAAUGUGGAAACUCCAUCUAAAAGAGGAGGUCGAGUCUCCCUCUCUCCUUGGGGAAGUGAACACAAUGGCCAGACUGACGUGCCUGGCUGUGUGGAAACCUUCAUCAGUGCAGCAGAUCACUGACGAACCAGCAGCUCGGGCAACAACAUCUGAAGAGCUCACUCAGGAGCUUUCAAAGACGAAGAGAGUCCGAAUCGCAGCAGAAGAAGUCAUUCUGGAAGACGAGAGCAAACCCAAAAAGAAGAAAAAGGGCACUGGAAAAUAAAUUGGAAAAUAAUAAAUCUGUUUUUUCAUUCAU
Messenger RNA from Epinephelus lanceolatus (giant grouper), 1357 nucleotides. RefSeq names its product PAK1 interacting protein 1 (gene pak1ip1). Lineage: Eukaryota; Metazoa; Chordata; Actinopteri; Perciformes; Serranidae. The record is from RefSeq and is a predicted model, not a curated record. Gene Ontology annotation, molecular function: protein binding.